Molecule: messenger RNA, 930 nt
Organism: Striga hermonthica
Lineage: Eukaryota; Viridiplantae; Streptophyta; Magnoliopsida; Lamiales; Orobanchaceae
Source: the annotation of a GenBank genome assembly
AUGGAUGAUGAUGAUACUCCAGAACAUUCAGCUGCUAUUCAUGAAUCCGAUAAAGCAACGAGUCAUAUUGAUACAACAACUGCUUUUAUGGUGUUACCUAAAGUGGGUCCAUCUGAAAAUUUGGUUUCAGCCAAACCAGUUCAGCUUGAAGAUUGUACUGGAAGUGAUGAUGGCAAGGAUAUCUCAUCUGAUUCUCACUUUAGAAAUGAGCCGACCGGAGACCCUUCAUCAGAAGAACACGAUGACACUAAUUCUACGAGUACGAACACAACUAGUUCAAAUGGAAAAGAAGAUUUUGAUCAUGUGUCUAUUAACAGUUCAUCCUGUCAUUACAAAUAUGCCAUACCUGUCAACUCACACCUCCUCCAUACUGUUGAGAUUGCUGAGGAGAAUACUGGUAAAAAGAAUGAAGUUGGGGUUGAAGACCAUGUGAUGAACAACAGAGAAAGAGUUGCAGUAGAUGUGCACCUUCAACCUAGUCUAGUUGAACAGAAAAGGGAGGGCGUGGGUAGUACUCAAGGUGAUACAAGAGUAGCUCCUCUCCCCUUGCAAUAUUCCAAACUAGUGAAAACACAGCUAAAGGAAUUUCCCAAGAUACAGAAGCAGGAAAGCUACGUGGCUCUCAAGGUCCCCAGUGUUGAGCGGCUAGAAAACGGGAAGAAGCUGAAUGAUUCUUCUAGCGCACUAGGCAAGGAUACGGAAACAACUAUAGAGAAGAGCAUGAAAGAUACGGAUGCUCUUAGAAGCUUGGGCUCUUCCUUCUCCUUGGAGGUGAACAAAUAUGCAGCACAGAAGGGUGGAAAUCCAAUUUCCUUAGCAGCUAUUCGAUUAAGUAAUAAACAAAUUCCUGCUGAAGGACAUAAUAAGCUUUUCUCGAUUGAACGCGGUAGGAAGACCCCUGAACUUCCUGGCGUGAAACUCCGAUGGUAA